GAGAAUAUCAAAUAGUGAUAUAUCUAUGCCAGCUAGAUCGGGGAAAUGGAUCACUGUAUAAAUUAAGUAUAUAAAUGAAAUUCAUCAAUACUUUUACGACUGCAUAAAAUUACAAGUUCAUGACAUGUACACACGUCCUGGAUUUAACAAUUCCAUUGGAAUUAAACAAACAUUUAACAGUUAUUCAGUAGUGUUCUAUAAAUAAUCCCAUAAACUAUCCAUCCAUGGCAUCCACAUCCAAUUUAACUUUGCACUUAACAUUAAUACAACAAUUAUGGCUUCCACCAACAAGGCAGUCAUUGCAUUAUUGUUCUUGUCUUGCUUGGUUUUCCUUGUUUCUGUUUCUUCUGCGGCUAAUUCAACAGCCGGCCUCAAAGUUGGCUUCUACAGAAAAUCAUGCCCACCCGCAGAAGCCAUUGUCCAAAAAUACGUCAACAAAUUCGUCUUCCGCAACCCUGGAUUUGCCGCCGGCCUUAUCAGGCUUCAUUUCCACGACUGCUUCGUCAGGGGAUGUGAUGCUUCUGUGUUGUUGGAUGGAGCAAACUCGGAAAAGCAAAGUAUACCAAACCGAGGAAGCUUGAGAGGUUUUGAGAUAAUCGACGCAGCAAAAGCUGAAUUGGAGAUUCGAUGCCCUGGAAUCGUUUCUUGUGCCGACAUUCUCGCAUUUGCCGCAAGAGACAGCUCAUGGAGAGUUGGUGACAUAUUCUACGAAGUACCCGCUGGACGCCGUGAUGGAAACGAGUCCAACACACUCGACCCACUUCUCAAUCUUCCCCCACCUUUCUUCAACGCCACUCAACUCAGGGACAAUUUUGCAAGAAAGGGUCUCACACUCGACGAAAUGGUGACACUCUCAGGGGCUCACUCCAUUGGAAUUGCUCACUGCACCUCCUUCAACGGACGUCUAUACCCGACCGUGGACCCCACUCUCGACCCUAACUACGCCGUUUUCUUGAGAAAUAUCUGCCCGGCGCCAGUUGCCAAUGCCACAGGUCCACCAAGUGUGAACCCUACGGUGAAUCAGGAUGUCAUAACUCCGAAACGUUUGGACAAUUUGUACUACGAGCUGUUGAAGCAGAAAAAGGGACUUCUUACGUCGGAUCAGGUACUUAUGACAAGCACUUUGACCUCCAAAAUUGUACUGAAAAAUGCUCAGAACAGUCCUGCAUGGGCUAAGAAGUUCGCCGCUGCAAUGGUCAAAAUGGGCAAGAUUGACGUGCUCACCGGCACCCAGGGCGAGAUCCGAGAAAACUGCCGCCUCGUCAACUGAUUGCUAAUCAUGCAUGCUUAAUUUCUAAAUAUAUUUUUAUCAUUAUAAGAUUCAAUCCUUGCGUGACGGUCGUAUUCAUUUUUUUCAAAUUAACUUUGAUUACCCUUCUCCUUACAUUUUCAUGGUACCGUAUGUUGUUAAAAUUUGAUUCAUUAAUUUAUGUUCUGGUUCCUUUGUUCUUUCCAUCAAAGUGGAAUAUGUUUUGUAACAUAAUAUUUGUAAUACAUGAGAUGAGAGUUCAAAUGCUGGUUUUGCUUUCUAACUUGUAUAUUUCAGCUAUUAUUCCUCCAUUUUCGUAUGUUUACCUACACAACACUGUGAACACCAAGAAGCACAAGAAUCAAUGUCGUCCAAAAGUACAAUAUUGAAUUAGAGUGCAAAUUGUUGAGUUC
Messenger RNA from Erythranthe guttata (spotted monkey flower), 1662 nucleotides. The record is from RefSeq and is a predicted model, not a curated record. NCBI's taxonomy places the organism in Eukaryota, Viridiplantae, Streptophyta, Magnoliopsida, Lamiales, Phrymaceae.